Messenger RNA from Bubalus bubalis (water buffalo), 3987 nucleotides. It is a transcript of the gene NLRP8, whose product is annotated as NLR family pyrin domain containing 8. The record is from RefSeq and is a predicted model, not a curated record. Lineage: Eukaryota; Metazoa; Chordata; Mammalia; Artiodactyla; Bovidae. The transcript has 12 exons. Gene Ontology annotation, biological process: regulation of inflammatory response. Gene Ontology annotation, cellular component: cytoplasm. The coding region runs from base 243 to 3644 and encodes 1133 amino acids. Gene Ontology annotation, molecular function: protein binding.
CAGAAUAACGGAAUCAAGAGUGGAGGUGGUUCUUAUCCACGGGGAGCUUGCAAUUAUCCACAACCACUGCUGCAAAGGGAGAGAGAAAACUUGGAGUCAGCUCCCAGCACGGGAUGACUUAAGCCACCGGGAGGUUCCCGGAUGAGGGGAUGAGCGCUGAAGGAUAAUAAGGCUGCCUCUGUCUUCUCUUCCAGCUGGUCCCCUCUGCCCGCCGGUGCUGCGGUUCCCAACCCUGAGUGACCAUGGGUGACAUGAACUUGAACUCUGACCCCUCCUCCUGCCCGUCCUCCCCUCUGUCCCCCUCUGGUGUCUCCCCUCCCUUGCUGGAGUCCUCCUCCUCCUCCACCCUCCCCUUCAGAAAUGGAGUCAUGUCUUUCAUGCUUUCUGUAAGCGCGGAGCAUCUACAGAGGUUCAAGCAGCUUUUGGUGGAGGAGAACCCCAGACCCGGCUGCACCCCGCUCACCUGGGACCAGCUGAAGUCAGCCCGCUGCGGGGAGCUGGUUCAUCUGCUGACUGAGUACUUCCCGGGACAACGUGCCUGGGAGGUGGCUCGUGACAUCUUCGCCAAGAUGAACCAGACAGAGCUGUGUCUUCAGACACAGAGGGAGCUGAACGAAAUUUUACCUAACUUGGAACCAGAGGCCUUGAGCCUGAGAAAGAGGGAGCUGACUUUGGAGGAAGAUGAGUCUGAUAAAAUUCGGGAGUACAAGGCACGUGUGAUGAGUGAGCACUCAACCCUGUGGGACAGGACAUCUUGGCCUGGGAACAACAUGGACUUCUUUUACCAAGAGCCCUGCAGAGAAGACACACUCCUGCAGUGUCUUCUUCUCCCCAGAAAGCCCCAAGGAAGACAGCCCAAGACCGUGGUCCUUCAGGGAGACUCCGGCGUCGGGAAAACCACCAUAGCCAAAAAAGUGAUGCAGCAGUGGGCAGAGAACAAGUUCUACGCCCACAAGGGCUGGCUCGCUUUCUACCUCCACUGCCAGGAUAUGGACCGGCCGGAGGAGCAGAGCUUCUCCGAGCUGAUCGCCUGCAAGUUGUCCGGGUCUCCGGCUCUCGCGUCUAGGAUCCUUUCCCACCCAGAACACCUCCUCCUCCUGCUGGAUGGCUUCGAGGAACUAACCUUGACCCUCAUAGACAGACAGGAGGACCUGAGAGAAGACUGGAGCCAGAAGAUGCCAGGCUCCGUCCUCCUGACCAGUCUGUUGAGCAAAAGGAUGCUCCCUGAUGCCACGAUCAUCGUCUUCCUGAGGUUCAGCUUGUGGAAGACCGUGAGCCCCUUUCUGAACAGUCCCUCUCUGAUCACCCUGAUGGGCUUCAGUGCACCUGAGAGAUCCAGGUACUUCAGGUCGUACUUCAAAAACAGGCGCGAUGCCGACGCAGCCUUGCGUUUCGCCAUGGGCAACGCGGUCCUCUUCUCCAUGUGCCGAGUCCCCGUCAUCUGCUGGCUGGUCUGCUCUUGUCUGAAGCAACAGAUGGAGAGAGGAAGCAGCCUGCCGCGGGCAUUCCCCAACGCCACGGCCGUGUUCAUCCACUACCUCUCCAGCCUGUUGCCAACCAGGGUGAGGCAUGUCGUCGGCGAGACCCCCCAGGAGCAGUUGAAACGCCUGUGCUCCUUGGCUGUGGAGGGCAUGUGGAAGAACCAGUGGGUGUUCAGUGAGAUGGACCUCAACCUGGCCAGACUGGACGAAAGGGACAUCGAGGUGUUUCUUGGGGUGAGGGUCCUCCGGAGGGCGGUGGCCGGCGGGGACCUCGUCGCCUUCGCCCACCCGAGCUUCCAGGAGUUCUUUGCUGCCCUGCUAUUCGUCCUCUGCUUCCCACAGAGGCUCAGGAAUUUCCAAGUGUUGGACCACUUCCGCAUCUUACAGCUGCUUGCUCAUCCUGGGAGAAGGAAAAACCACCUGGCCGGGAUGGCGCUGUUCCUGUUUGGCCUGUUGAAUGACACGUGCGCCCUAGCCGUGGAGCAGCUGUUUGGGUGCAAGGUGUCCCUGGGGAACAAGAGGAAACUGCUGAAGGUCGCCACCAUGCCGCCCGACGGUGACCCCCCAACCCCACACCACGGGCUCCCCCAGCUGUUCUACUGUCUGCACGAGAUCCGGGAGGAGGUCUUCGUGGGUCAGAUCCUCCACGACCACCGUAAGUCUCUGCUGGUCAUCAGCAAGAUCAGAGACCUGCAGGUCUCCGCUUUCUGCCUCAAGUUCUGCCGACAGCUGCGGGAGUUAGAACUGACCGUCGCCUGGGCCGUCGCCAAAGCCACCAGCCUCUUGCCAGGCCCUCUUCCUUCCCCCCAACCAGAAGGCAGUGAGAGGCGUUCUCUCUGGUGGCAAGACUUCUGCUCUGUGUUUAAGACACACGAGAGUUUGGAAGUCCUGACUGUGAGAGACAGUGUGAUGGACACGGAGGCCGUGGAGACUCUUGCCGCAGCACUGAGGCAUCCCCACUGUAACCUCCGGAAACUGAUCUUUAAGCGUGUGGGCUCUCUCGUGGUGAGUGAAGGCAUCAUCAGAGUUUUGGUGGAAAACCAGUACCUGAGACACUUGGAAAUACAAGACACGGAAGUGGGAUGCCAAGUGAUAGACGCUCUCUGCAACACCCUGAAACACCCAUGGUGUUUUCUGCAGUUUCUCAGGCUGGAAGGUUGCCCGUUCGACCCCACCAACGGAGCUGAGCUCACCAGGAGUCUCAAGAGGAACAUCCAUCUGAAGACCCUGAUGCUGAGACGUGUCUCCCUGGAGAGGGGCGAGCAGUGUCCCCCCGUGCUGGCGCCCCAGCUGGAGAGGCUGUCGCUGGAGAAUUGUGACCUCACGCCGCUUUCCUGCGGAAGUCUUGCCUUUUCUCUCGUGAGUAACCAGAGUCUGACCCACCUGAGCCUGGCAGAAAACGCCUUGCAGGAUGACGGGGUGAAGCAGCUCUGGAACAUCUUGGGACAUUUUCCGUCUCCUCUGCAGAGGCUGGUGCUGAGGAAUUGCGCCCUGACCUCCGAGUGCUGUCAAGAUAUAGCAUCUGCUCUUGAUAAAAAUAAAACCCUGAGAAGUCUGGACCUUGGCAGUAACAGCCUGAGGGACAGCGGCGUGGUCCUGCUGUGUCAGCCCCUGUUGAACCCUGACUCUGGCCUCCAGGUUCUCGACAUCAGGUCCAAUGAGUUGGCUCUCCGCAUCAGGUGGCCAAAGCACUGGAGCUUCAGCAUCAGUCCUUCCAAUGAGUAUUCAGGACUGAUUUCCUUUAGGAUGGACUGGUUGGAUCUCCUUUCUGCCCAAGGGAGUCUCAAGAGUCUUCUCCAGCACCACAGUUUGAAAGCAUUAGACUAUUCAGAAGGAAAUGAGGCUGGAGGAGUGCCAGUUCACUUCCGUCUGCUGCCCAGCCCUGACCUCCGUGCUCCUCCACAACCGGACCCUGCGGCACCUGGACCUCAGCGGAAACGGCGUCGGGCUCCGGGGCGCCAAGCUCCUGCAGGACGCCGCCCUGAAGAGGGUGCUCCGCCCCGAGGUCGUCCUGUACGUCCCCGCAGCUUCCGGAAGAAGAAACAAAGCAAUGGAGUGGACAUGACGAGAAGACUGGAGGGCCCAGUGGUGAACAAGGAUGUCCUGAAGAUGGUCCAGGACUGGACAGAUGAGUUCUGUGAUCAGGCCUCAGGGAUGGUUUGAUCUCGUGACCCCAGCCCCCUGCCCUGGAUAUAGUUGUGGGUUUUUUUCCUGAUGAAAAUCGGGAAUCGGUUGCCUUGUCUGUGGGCCAUUCUGAGUCUGGGAUGGUGCAGUUAGUUCCAGGAGAUGUUAUGGAGCAUGAUCUGCAAACAGCCCCCUGGGAGAUACUGAAGGUUGUGUGUCCAACAGAGAUUAGUCAUGGAAUUGGGGUCACCAUGGUAAGGAGCGUUCCAGCUCAUGUCUACUCCUGGCUUCCAGAUGUCUUUGAAUAUGUCCUGUUAACAGUGUCACAGACUCACCUACUGGGGUAUUGCAAGAAUUGAAUUAAAAAUGUGCAUGAAUGCAA